Molecule: messenger RNA, 1458 nt
Organism: Caenorhabditis bovis
Lineage: Eukaryota; Metazoa; Nematoda; Chromadorea; Rhabditida; Rhabditidae
Source: the annotation of a GenBank genome assembly
AUGAUUCGUGCCGCUCAACGGCUCACACUGUUAUCUUCGAGAUCGGCUACUACCCUUCAAAGGGAUCCGAGAUUCGCGAAACUUGAGGAAACUGAUAUCAAGGCAUUUGAAUCAUGCCUUGGCAAGGAUUCUGUUCUUACUUCUGAUAUCGAAACGUACACGUCAGAUUGGACAAAACAAUUUGGCGGUAAAGGAAGCAUAGUUUUGCUGCCUCGAAGUACAGAGGAGGUCUCAAAAAUUUUAAAAUAUUGCUCGCAGAGGAAGUUAGCCGUUGUUCCGCAGUCGGGAAACACUGGUCUUGUGGGAGGAUCGGUGCCAAUUUUUGAUGAGAUUGUUGUGUCCAUCAAUCGAAUUAAUCAGCAAUACGAGUUUGAUGCGACUUCUGGAGUAUUGAAGUGUGAUGCGGGGCACAUUCUGCAAGAGCUCGAUGAAAGAUUGGCACCGACUGGACAUAUGAUGCCUUUUGACCUCGGAGCAAAAGGAAGCUGCCGAAUCGGAGGAAAUAUUGCGACAUGUGCUGGUGGAAUCAGACUGUUGAGAUAUGGAAGCUUGCAUGCUCAUCUUCUAGGUCUCACAGCGGUUCUUCCUGACGAGAAUGGAACUAUUUUGAACCUUGGUUCAGCAAUUCGCAAGGAUAAUACAUCAUUCCAUUCGCCGCAUCUUUUUUUGGGAAGUGAAGGAAAACUCGGAAUUGUCACCAAUGUUACGAUGACUGUUGCGUCAAAGCCAUUGAGUGUUCAAACUGCGAUGUUGGGAAUUGAAAGCUUCGAAAAUUGCAAGAAGACGUUACUAUUGGCAAAAUCGCGAUUAUCCGAAAUCCUUUCGUCGUUCGAAUUCAUGGAUGAAGCAACAAUUGAGUGUCUCGAAGAGAAUAGCCAACUGAAGCGCGUACUCGAAUCAAAAACGCCAUUCACAAUUCUAAUUGAGACGUCGGGAUCGAACGAGGAUCAUGAUCAGGAGAAAGUCAGCAAAUUUUUGGAAGAAUGCAUGGAAACCGGACUUGUUGUUGAUGGCUCGGUGGCUGGAUCGGCGGGCGAAGCAGCUCAUAUGUGGAGUUUGCGCGAGCAUGCUCCAGUUGCAGUGAUGAGAGAUGGAUACGUGUUCAAACAUGACGUUUCCCUUCCAUUUGAUAACUUCUACAAAUUGACAGAGGAAAUGACAAAACAGUGCGCGGGAUUGGCUAAACGGGUUAUUUCGUAUGGCCAUCUUGGCGAUGGAAACAUUCAUUUGAAUAUCUCUGCUGAAAAAUCAACGCCUGAAUUAUACGCCAAAAUGUAUCCAUAUGUUUACGAAUGGGUCACCAAACACGGUGGAUCGAUUUCUGCAGAACACGGAAUCGGACUCGUCAAGCUUCCAUAUUCCCAUUUCGGCAAACAACCGGAAGAGCGCGAAUUGAUGAGAAGACUCAAGGAUUUGUUCGAUCCAAAUGGCAUUAUGAACCCAUACAAGUUCAUCUAA